Messenger RNA from Vidua macroura (Pin-tailed whydah), 3258 nucleotides. It is a transcript of the gene LRRC40, whose product is annotated as leucine rich repeat containing 40. Lineage: Eukaryota; Metazoa; Chordata; Aves; Passeriformes; Viduidae. The transcript has 17 exons. Gene Ontology annotation, molecular function: protein binding. The record is from RefSeq and is a predicted model, not a curated record. Bases 504 to 2165 code for a protein of 553 amino acids.
GCGGGAAACCUGAGGGGGCUCUGAGGGGCCGCUGUUGCCUCCUCGUCCCUCAUGGUUUCGCAGAGCAAAGUCUCACAAAAUACACCGUCCCAGUGAUGCCUUAGGAUCCUGGCUUUUGUGCUUUCCGCGUAUUUGUGAUCCGGCCGCUCUUUAGUGCGUAACUCUGAACUCCACACUCAGUGUGAGCUGCUGCUGCUGUCCCCUUUGGGGCAGACACAGCAAUUCCUCUCCAGGCCUGGCAGUCAAGGACUCCUCACUGCCUCAGGCCCCAGAGAUGGAAAUGUUAUGUGUAUUUGAAACAAAAAGUGAAGAGAGCUGCAGUCCUACAUGGGACCACGUUCCUUAUCUGGCAUUUUCCUCUCACUGGGAGCUGCUGCCACGGGAUCCCUCCCAAGCCAAACGCACCGUGAGAUUCCGCUGAUGUUGGAACAGACCCUGGAGAUCAUCGAGCCCAGCCACCCACAGCCCCCCCGGAGGCUGCAGAGUAGCUGCGCACAGGGCUAAUGCCCGAGCACGUGUGGAGGAUCAACCUGGACACACCGGAGGAAGCCCAGCAGAACCUGUCCUUCGGAGCUGCUGAUCGCUGGUGGGAGCAGACGGACCUGACCAAGCUGAUCCUGGCCUCCAACAAGCUGCAGAGCCUCUCGGAGGAUGUGCAGCUGCUGCCUGCCCUCACCAUGCUGGACGUGCAUGACAAUCAGCUGACAUCACUUCCUUCUGCUCUAGGGCAACUUGAAAAUCUCCAGAAGCUCGAUGUCAGCCACAACAAACUGAGGAGCCUUCCCGAGGAGCUGCUGCAGCUGCCCCGUCUGAGGAGCCUCCUGGUGCAGCACAACGAGCUGAGCCAGCUGCCCGAGGGCCUGGGGCAGCUCCUCAGCUUGGAGGAGCUGGAUGUGUCCAACAACCAGCUCACAGCCAUCCCCACCAGUUUUGCUCUGCUGGUGAACGUGGUGCGGCUCAACCUGGCCUGUAACCAGCUCAAGGAGCUGCCUGCAGAUCUCAGUGCCAUGAAAAGCUUGAGGCAACUGGAUUGUACCAAAAACUACCUGGAAACAGUACCUCCUAAAUUAGCAACCAUGGCAUCCCUGGAGCAGCUUUACCUGAGGAAGAACAAACUGCGUUCCUUGCCAGAGCUCCCCUCCUGCAAGUUACUGAAGGAAUUACACGCUGGGGAGAAUCAGAUUGAAAUCCUGAAUGCAGAGAAUCUGAAACAGCUGAGCUCCCUGUGUGUGCUGGAGCUCAGGGACAACAAGAUCAAGGCAGUGCCCGAGGAGAUCACGGUGCUGCAGAAGCUGGAGAGACUCGACCUGGCCAACAACGACAUCAGUAGGUUGCCUUACACCCUGGGGAACCUCCCUCAGCUGAAAUUCCUGGCCCUGGAGGGAAAUCCUUUGAGAACCAUUCGGAGAGACCUGCUGCAGAAAGGCACCCAGGAACUGCUGAAAUAUCUGAGAAGCAAAAUCCAAGAUGAUGGACCUGGCCCCAAUGAAGAGCCUCCUGUGACAGCCAUGACUCUUCCCAGCCAGUCCAAGGUCAACAUCCACGCCAUAACCACACUGAAAUUACUGGAAUACAGUGACAAGCAGGCUGCCGAGAUCCCCGAGGCCGUGUUCGAUGCCGUGGGCGCCAAUCCCGUGGCCACCGUGAACUUCAGCAAGAACCAGCUCAGGGAGAUCCCCCCAAGGCUUGUGGAGCUGAAAGACUCAGUUUGUGAUGUCAGCCUGGGCUUCAACAAAAUCUCCUCCAUCUCCUCGGAGCUGUGCCUGCUCCAGAAGUUGACACAUUUGGAUCUCAGAAACAAUGUUCUGACAGCCUUGCCUGAGGAAAUGGAGGCACUGAAAAGACUGCACACAAUAAAUCUUGCUUUUAAUAGAUUUAAGGUGUUUCCCAGUGUCCUGUAUCACCUCCCAGCCCUGGAGACCAUCCUGCUCAGCAACAACCAGGUGGGAUCCAUCGACCCUGUGCAGCUGAAGGGGCUGGACAAGCUGGGAACGCUGGACCUGCAGAACAAUGACCUCCUCCAGGUGCCCCCAGAGCUGGGCAACUGUGAGAACCUCAGGAGCCUGCUGCUGGAAGGGAACCCGUUCCGCACGCCCCGCGCCGCCGUGCUGGCCAAGGGCACGGCUGCCCUGCUGGAGUACCUGCGGAGCCGCAUUCCCUCCUGAGCCUGGGCACUGCCCCUGGGCCUGGGCACUGCUCCUGAGCCCUGGGUAUUCCUCCUGAGCCCUGGCCAUUCCCUCCUGAGCCCUGGCCAUUCCCACUUCAGCCCUGGCCAAGGGCACGGCUGCUGUGCUGGAGUACCUGCGGAGCCGCAUUCCCUCCUGAGCCUGGGCACUGCUCCUGAGCCCUGGGUAUUCCCUCCUGAGCCCUGGCCAUUCCCUCCUCAGCCCUGAGCCCUGGCCAUUCCCACUUCAGCCCUGGCCAAGGGCACGGCUGCCCUGCUGGAGUACCUGCGGAACCGCAUUCCCUCCUGAGCCUGGGCACUGCUCCUGAGCCCUGGGCACUGCUCCUGAGCCUGGGCAUUCCUCCUGAGCCCUGGGCACUGCUCCUGAGCCUGGGCACUGCUCCUGAGCCUGAGCACUGGUCCUGAGCCCUGGGCACUGCUCCUGAGCCCUGGGCACUGCCCCUGGGCCUGGGCACUGCUCCUGAGCCUGGCCAUUCCUCCUGAGCCCUGGCCAUUCCCUCCUCAGCCCUGAGCCCUGGCCAUUCCCUCCUGAGCCUGGCCUGGCCAAGGGUGCAGCUGCACUGCUGGAACACCUGCAGAGCCACAUUCCAGCACCACAGGAGCAGCCAGGUACCCCCUGUCCCACCAGCACCCUUGGGCUCCACUGCUUCCAUCCUUCUGCUCCUGGCUGGGAGUCUGCCCAGUGCUAAGAACCCAGCUGUGGAACAUUCCCUGCCCUCUGCAUGUUCCAGCAGGGAUUUCAGCAUCCCACACCACUCUGUUUACACUGUUUGUAAUAAAGGACAGCAAGGAAAGCUGCCUUCAGCACAGCCAUGGUGCUUCCUGCAGCUGAGCUGGGCUCUGGAGAGAGUUCUCACCUCCAAAGCACUGGGGCCAAAGGCAGGAGGGACCACGGUGGGUUUUGUAUUCCUGUUUUCUCUUGUUUCACUGCUGUCCCCUGAACUGUCUCCUGCUGUGAGUGAGGUUGAGUGCUUGAGCUGUGAGGCGGUGAGAGAUGCCCCAGGUAUGUGCAGGGCUCACUUGAGUGAAAAUGGGGCUGGUGCUGUGCUGAGACAAUAAAUGUUCCCCUUGGA